This is a messenger RNA of Phoenix dactylifera (date palm), 778 nucleotides long. RefSeq lists its product as uncharacterized. NCBI's taxonomy places the organism in Eukaryota, Viridiplantae, Streptophyta, Magnoliopsida, Arecales, Arecaceae. The record is from RefSeq and is a predicted model, not a curated record.
GCAACUAUGGCUGGUACUAAGCUUGUUGCUCUCUCCUUUAUAGUGUUGCUAGGCAUUAGCCUCUCUGAGGCAAGCCGAUUCUUGACAUCGGCUAGUGGCGGAGGCGGCGGUGGUGGCGAAGGUGGGGGUGGGGGUGGGGGUGGUGGCUCUGGGAAUGGCUCCGGAUCUGGCUAUGGUUCCGGGUCUGGCUAUGGUGAAGGAGGUGGAUCAGGGUCCAGUGGUGGAGGCUAUGGACGUGGCGGCGGCGGCGGUGGCGGUGGCGGUGGUGGAGAAGGUGGAGGAAGCGGUUCUGGGUAUGGGUCAGGGAGCGGAUCGGGCUCUGGAUAUGGGUCUGGUUCAGGAGCCUACGGUGGAGGAUAUGGAAGCGGCGGAGGUGGUGGAGGUGGGGGUGGAUCCGGUGGUGGGAGUGGAAGUGGCGGAAGUGGGUCGGGAUAUGGGUCCGGCAGUGGUUCCGGGUACGGUGAGGGCGGUGGUGCCCAUGGUGGUGGAUAUGGAAGUGGCAGCGGCGGCGGCGGGGGCGGCGGUGAAGGCUCUGGCUCCGGGUCAGGCUAUGGAUCGGGCUAUGGAUCCGGGUAUGGGAGUGGUGGGGGGCACGGUCGCCGUUAAAUCCUAGUCCUCUACUUGCAUGAAGCCCUGCUUGUUCUCCACCUAUUCUAUCUCUACAUCUCUUAUUCUCCCUGUUUUGCUGCUGUGCGUUUUUUUAUAUUCUUUUUUUGUGAAAAAGUACUGCUUGUAAUAAAUAUAAUAAAUAAUGUAAGGGCUCCUGGUUCUGAAUAAA